Molecule: messenger RNA, 1930 nt
Organism: Photinus pyralis (common eastern firefly)
Lineage: Eukaryota; Metazoa; Arthropoda; Insecta; Coleoptera; Lampyridae
Gene: Nelf-A
Product: negative elongation factor A
Exons: 7
Coding region: 18-1652 (544 amino acids)
Biological process (GO): negative regulation of transcription elongation by RNA polymerase II
Cellular component (GO): NELF complex
Source: RefSeq, a predicted model, not a curated record
CUUCAGUUUUUUAGAAAAUGGCGAACGUACGUGACAGCGAUACGUCUUUAUGGCUUCACAACAAACUCGGAAUUUCAAAUGACUCGUGGACCGGAGGCUCUAUUUGCUCACAGUUAAAUGCCGAAGUCUUGAGGAACAUCAAAGACUGCUUCCCAGAUCUUCAAACGCAAGUGAAAUUAAAACUUUUGCUAAGUUUCUUUCAUAUCCCUCGCAGAAAUACUGAAGAGUGGAGGAUAGAACUGGAGCAAAUUCUGGAUGUAGCGGUCAGCGAUUCCGAACUGUGGGUCGCUAUGCUAGGAGAAGCUCUGAAGACGUAUCCUUCCGUUGGAUCUUUAAAUACGGAAAUAGCUGAUCUGGACGAGGUUCGCCCGAUAUUCACAGAUUUAAUAACCGAUUUGCGGAAGUUGGUGAAGAAACAAGCGGACCAUGUUAUGUUGCCGAUGGAAUGUCACUACUUAAAUAAGGGAGCACUUACUUCUGUGGUUGGACAGCAACCUGCGCCGAUUAAGCACUUUACACUUAAGAAAAAGCCCAAGUCUGCACUUUUGCGGGCGGAAUUAUUGCAGAAAUCGUCAGAUGUCGCGUUAAAUUUAAAGAAGUCUUCGGCGCCCGUUAUUCCUGUACGAUCGCGUGGUAUGCCACGUAAAAUGACUGAUACAACACCAUUGAAAGGUAUACCCAGUAGAGUGCUUUCGAGCGGAUUUAGGGCGGGAUUGAAUAAUAAUGCCGUCAAUCGUCCACAAUUAUCUCGUACCACUGCAGGACGGAAGGAAGGCGGUGUGAAACUGUUAGAUAUUGCCGAUCAGCCUUUGGGUUACGCGGCUGCUAAAAAGAGGAAGAAAAUGCAAGAAAUGGAGGAUGCGAAAAAGGCUUCAGAAACUGCCGCUCAAAACCCACCGGCUACUACAAGUUCGACUCCCGAUUACGCGGCAGGUCUCAAUACCACUCCGACUUACGCUGCCGCGAUACCUGCAUCUACCACUGUUACUUCAACAGCGACAUCUCCAGUGACAACAGUCUCCCCAACAACCCCAUCAACUCCACCAGUCACCACAACGGCACCUACAUUAACAACAUCUACCUCUGUUAUAUUAACCAAUACUGUUACUCCUCAAUAUGUGACGACGACAGUACGCCCGGUUCCUCCAUUACUCACCACCACAGCUUCCGGACAACGAAUGGCCGUGGUCAGCGAACAGUCCACGAACGCGGUCCCCAUCGGCACGCCCGUCGUUCUCACAACACGACCGAUUCAGCAAGUCACCCAAAUCCGAAUACAGCAGCCUCCCACCACCAACUCGUUGCAAAGGCGAGGACUCGCGCUUACGCGUGAGCAAAUGCUGGAGGCUCAAGAUAUGUUCCGUACGGCGAACAAGGUUACGAGACCCGAAAAGGCGCUCAUUCUCGGUUUCAUGGCGGGCUCGAGGGACAACCCUUGCCCGCAUUUAGGUAAUAUAGUCACGAUAAAACUAUCGGAGGACCAAGAAAAUGUCUUACAACCCGAUGAGACAUAUCUCACGAUGCUCGUCGAAACUCACUUCCAAAUGAAUUACAAUAACGGCGAGUGGAAACGAAUCAAAAAGUAUAGGCACAUCGAAAAUAUACAGAGCGAUCAGUUAUUGCCGAACAACCAAGCAGCCGCUACGGUAUGAUAAUCUAAGGUCACCUACGGAGUUAUUUAUUUCAUUGCGAUGUACUUCCCUAAAGCUGUAGGUGCCAAAUUAGUUUCGUUUUGAUGUGCAAAUAAUAGCUGUAAUACUUACAUUGAAGGAAUGUAGAUAAUAAGUGACAAUGAUAAACUCACAAUUUUAUUUGCUUGUAAAUCUCGUAUUAUGGCUGACGUGUUGGCGUUUUGAAAUUUUAUAUUUCAGUCAUUUGUAUAUACCUAGCGUGUAUUGUUAUAUAUUAUAUUAAAAGAUUAUACACUGUA